Messenger RNA from Nasonia vitripennis (jewel wasp), 4325 nucleotides. It is a transcript of the gene dare, whose product is annotated as NADPH:adrenodoxin oxidoreductase, mitochondrial. The record is from RefSeq and is a predicted model, not a curated record. Gene Ontology annotation, cellular component: mitochondrion. Gene Ontology annotation, biological process: ubiquinone biosynthetic process. Lineage: Eukaryota; Metazoa; Arthropoda; Insecta; Hymenoptera; Pteromalidae. The transcript is spliced from 8 exons. The coding region runs from base 2701 to 4086 and encodes 461 amino acids.
UUGUUGUCUUGGUUCAUUGGAUGGCGCUAUACCUAAAAAUCGUUUACGACUUUUCUGAUUGCGCCUGGUGCUUAUUUACAAUCAUUAUGUUUAUCUGAUUGUAAAGAAUGUCAAAAUUUUGCGUCGAAAAUAUUUAAAAAAUUCGAGUUUCGACAUUUUUCAUCGAUAGCAAGCACAUGAGAUUAGUUAUUAACAAUUAAAUUUAUGCAACUCAAAAACAAUUGAAUAUUCCUCAAAAUUAACAAGUAUAUAAUGGAGUACAAAUAUCAGAAAAAGAAACAAUUUAGAACAACAGAGCUAGAGUACAAGAAUUCUUAUCGCAGGCAAAGUGAAGAGUCUCCGGCUGUUCUAAAAGUUGUAGAAAGUAUUUUUAAAAAAUCAUUUGCUAUUGUUGGAAAUGAAAAAUACAAACUCCCAGAGCCUGCAUCAUUGUUUGUAGAAGAUUUUUGGCAAGUGUCAGAAUUACAAGAAAUUAAAGCAAGCUUAAAUGAGACUAAAUCAAAAUUAAAUAAUUACUGUUUUGCGGAAUGGCAUCAACAUACCUCACAUAGAAACAAAGCAAAAGAUGUUGAAUGGCGUGUACGAAAGGAAUUUGAUCCUGAAUUUGUGACACAAGCAUGGUGUAAAUUUCACGAAAUUGUUUCCAAGUUUUCUUUGGUACCAAGAGAAAAUAUUUUUGCUAAUAAUAAUAAGCUUUUAUCAUUACAUCUGUGUGAAGCUCCUGGUGCCUUUAUAACAUGUCUGAACCAUUGGUUAAAAACUAAUAUGCCUACUGUUCAUUGGAAUUGGUUGGCUAUGACUUUUAAUCCUUAUUAUGAAGGAAAUUCUAAUGCUAAAAUGAUAAGCGAUGAUCGUUUUAUUAUGCAUACUCUGAACAAUUGGUUUUUUGGAAAAGAUAACACUGGAAAUCUGAUGACUAUUGAAAAUUUAGAAGCACUGAUUGAAAAGGCAAAAGCAAAAGGAAAGGUCAAUCUUAUUACUGCUGAUGGCAGUGUAAAUUGUAUCAGCAAUCCUGGUGAACAAGAAGGAAUCGUAACUAGUCUGCAUUUUUCUGAAGUCUUAGCUGCUAUGCAUAUUUUAGAAGCUGGGGGAAAUCUUUUGAUAAAAAUCUUUACAGUAUUUGAGCAUCAGUCUAUUUGUCUAAUUUAUUUUUUGUCUUGUGUCUUUAAGAACAUUAUGUUUUACAAACCUGUAACUAGUAAGGAAGGAAAUUCAGAAACAUACAUGAUUUGUCUGAAUUUUAAAGGAACAGAAUUUCUCUCGGCAUACUUACCUAAACUUGUACAAGAAUAUGGUAAAAAUUCUGUUAAAGCAAUGUUUAAAAAAAGCGAUAUACCAGAGUGUUUUCUGCAGCAAAUAAUAGCUUGCGCUAAACUUUUUAAAAAUUAUCAAUGCGAAGUCAUAGAAAAUAAUAUUGCAGCCUACCAGUCUUGUAGGAAUAAUUCAGAAUUUGAGAACAAGAAAAUAUCAAAAUUAGUUGCUGAUAAGUUUUUAAAAGAUUUCCCUUUGCAAAAAUUACAUAUGGAUUUACAGAUUGUUGGAAAUAUGAGACUAAAGAAAAUAAAAAAUAAUCAUUGGAUUGUUGAAACCCCGGCUGAAUCUUUUAAUGAAAGGAAGGAAAAACUAGAUUUGAAACCUGCUCAGCGACUACUCCUGUUUUUAGAUCCUUUAAAAUCUCUAGAACCAGUUGCCAAAGUUUUUGUUUUCAAACCAUCAGACCUUCACAUUGACACUUGUAUUACUCUUGGAAAACCAUAUCGUCGAGUUUCAAGUUCAAGAUUUUGUGCAACACAAAUUGUAGAUAUAUACAAUCUCAUAUUUCAAGUUGUAGACAUGGAAUCUAAUUUACAACUAUCUUUACCAACUGAAACUGCUAUAGCUGAGUAUGAGCAUAAAUUGCAACAACUAUACAACACUUAUAAAAUUAUUAAAUUUCAAUACACAGAAAUCUAUAACAAUAGUCAAACUAUUUUGCGAAUAAAAACUACUCUUCAAACUCUGCAAAAUGGAGAGCACUUAAUAUUAUUGGGUUUUCUUUUAUUGACUCAGUUUAAUGUUGGAUUCAUUUAUCUUAUGUCGCACAUGUUUGAAAAUGUGGAAUUUGCCAUGGAUGACAACAUUGGAUGUUCUGUGAUCUUUAAAAAUUUUAAAAAAAGAGAACUGAUCUUAAAUAAAGUAGAACAAGUUUAUAAGAUAGCCGAAAAUGAUACAAAGAAUGAUAAUAUAAUUUUAUCAGUUAUGUCUGUGACAGAUAUAUAUGAUUCUGAAUUGUAUUCAAUAAUUGUGAGACUUAAUAACUGGAUAGUUAAAUACUGUGUUCAUUACAUCUCUAAAAUUUAUGACAAAGAUAUGCAUCAAGAAAUGCAAGAAUAAUCUACUGUUAUAUACCAAAAUAUAAUCUGAAUCAAGAACUGUUUAAUUUAAACUAAAAAGAAAAUAUGAAGAUUUCAAAAUUAUAAUUUAUUAUUUGACACUUAAGAAAAAUAGCUUAUAAUAUUUAUAAGCAUUAUUUGUAAUUUUGAAGCUGACUUUGUUUGGUUUGAUCAAUGUGUUUGUAGUAUGCUUAUGCGUUUAUUUAGCAAUGACCCAUAUGACCAAGUAGUAGACUCAAAGCCUUGACUUUAGCUGUGUAAAAAGCAAAAGCAUAGCAAGAAUAAAGUUUAAUCUUAAAGUAACAACUGUGAGCAGCAGUAAUUUAAAAUGCUACAAUCUAAAAUAUUAACAAAGUGCCUUGGACAGUUAUCUUCCCAAAGUAUUGUUCCAAAUAUCUGUAUUGUCGGUGCUGGUCCUGCUGGAUUUUAUGCUGCUCAACAAAUUUUAAAAGGUCUCAAUAAUGUCAAAGUAGAUAUUUUGGAACGAUUGCCUGUUCCUUAUGGAUUAGUAAGAUUUGGGGUAGCUCCAGAUCAUCCAGAAGUAAAAAAUGUUAUAAAUACAUUUGACAAAAUUGCCAAAGAUGCCAGAGUACAAUUUUUAGGAAAUGUUAAUGUGGGACAGGACAUCAGUGUGGCAGAACUUAAGGAGCAUUAUCAUGCAGUUUUAUUGACUUAUGGUGCAGAUGAUGAUAAAGUAUUAAAUAUCCCUGGUGAGAAUUUAAAAAAUGUCGUAUCAGCUAGAAGUUUCGUUGGUUGGUAUAAUGGUCUGCCCAACAAUAAAAAUCUCAAUAUCAAUUUGAACACAGAAGAUGUUGUUAUCUUAGGACAAGGAAAUGUGGCUAUUGAUAUUGCAAGAAUUCUUCUCUCACCUAUAGAUAAAUUAAAGAACACAGAUAUAACAUCUCAUUCUUUAGAACAGUUAUCACAAAGCAAAGUUCAAAGAGUUUGGCUGGUUGGUCGCAGAGGUCCUUUACAAGCUGCUUUUACUAUAGCAGAGCUCAGAGAAUUAUUAAAACUUGAUAAUUGUAAAACAUACUGGAGACCUAAAGAUUUUGAAGGAAUAAAAGAAAUUGUGCCCCAACUUGUGAGACCAAGAAAAAGACUGACAGAACUUAUGUUAAAAUCCAUAGAUGAUGCACAAACAGAAACGAAAAAGCAUAAUAAAGAAUUUCACCCUAUAUUUUUACGUGCACCAGUGCAAUUUGUAGGCUCUGAUUCCAUAGAAAAAGUAAAAUUAUCAGUGACUCAAUUGCAUGGAGAAGAUUUCUUAAAACAAACGGCAAAAUCAACUGAUGAAUUUGAAGAAAUCCCAUGUGGUUUAACAUUCAGAAGCAUUGGAUAUAAAUCUAGACCAAUUGAUCCUAGUGUACCAUUUGACACAAACAGUGGUAGAGUAUUAAAUUCUGAUGGAAAAAUCGGAAAUGGCCUCUAUGCUGCCGGAUGGGUGGCCACUGGACCUGUUGGUGUAAUUCUUUCUACAAUGAACAAUGCAUACAGAGUUGGAUCAAUAAUCAAUAAAGAAAUUGAUUUUACAGCACCGAAAGCAGGUUGCGAAGAGGUGAAAAGAAUUUUAGAGCACAGAAAUGUUUCUGUAAUAUCGUACCAGGGAUGGGAAAAAAUUGAUAAAGAGGAGCGUCAAAGAGGAGACAAACUAGGCAAGCCAAGAGAAAAAAUUGUUGAUAUUUCUGAAAUGAUCGAUAUAGCUUGCAGUUGAUUAAAAUCAUUCAUAAACAAACUCACUUUUUUUUAUAUUUCUAAUUACAAAAAUACCUUUACAACAUAACUUUAUUUUGUACGAAUGUAUGUGUGGGAUUUCAUUAGAGGAAAAAAUAUUGUUUUUUGUAAAUUAAUAUUGUUGAAGGCUAUUGUUAACAUUUAAAUAUAUCAAAAUCAAUUUUUGAAUUUGUUACUUAUACGAGAUCAAAUCAAUAAAAUAACUUAUAUUACCAAAUA